Messenger RNA from Saccostrea cuccullata (small rock oyster), 1602 nucleotides. Its product is annotated as GTPase IMAP family member 4-like. Gene Ontology annotation, molecular function: GTP binding; protein binding. The record is from RefSeq and is a predicted model, not a curated record. Lineage: Eukaryota; Metazoa; Mollusca; Bivalvia; Ostreida; Ostreidae. The coding region runs from base 1 to 1602 and encodes 533 amino acids. The transcript has 5 exons.
AUGGAGAAAGAAACUAUUGAACGUUUCCUAGAAGAAUUGGAUUUAAAAAAUGAUAUCGAAACUUUUAGAAGGAAACUUAUUGACUUUGAAGCAUUGGAACUAAUGGAUGAUAGAGACUUCCAGAAAAUUGGAAUUUCCAUUGGAAAGAGGAUAAAAAUCAUAAAAGAAUUACAACGGAGGAAAAUGAAGACCCACGAGAAAGCGUUUGGGACUAGACCCCAUACAGCUUUAGGAGCAACAUGGAAGAAGCAAGGACGCAAUAAUGCUAAAACCAUACCUUCUUCUUUCAUGGAAAAUGACUUCAAACAAUAUAGUGAAAUAGCUACACCCAUGAGAACCUGUUGGUACGAAAAGGAAUCUCAAAAGACGAAAACAGUCACGAGCCACUAUAGGAAUUCUGACGAAGAUUGGUUGAACAAGGAGAUACGAUUAGUAUUAAUCGGUAAAACAGGAAGUGGUAAAAGUGCCACAGGAAACUCUAUUUUAGGAGAAAAGUUAUUUGAAUCAAGUGUGUCUGGAUCAUCCAUCACAAGAAAAUGUUCGAAAAGAAUGAGAGUUCGAUUCAACAAAAAAAUCUUAAUUGUGGACACCCCUGGCGUUUUUGACACACAACAGUCAAAUAAAAAAGUUCAGGAAGAAAUUGUAAAAUGUAUAAGCAUCACAUCACCUGGACCUCAUGCUUUCAUUUUGGUCAUGAAUCUUUCAAGAUACACCGAAGAAGAACAUAAAUGUGUCAUGCAUUUUGUCGAACAGUUUGGCGAAAAUAUCUUCAAAUAUUUCAUCGUGCUUUUCACUAGAAAGGAUGACUUGGAUGAAGAAGGACGCACUUUAGCCCAACAUAUUGAGACAGUUCCCAAAAAUCUUAAAUCUUUUAUUGAGAGAUGUGAUGGAAGAGUCAUUGCAUUCAAUAACAAACUCAAAGGGAUGGACUCAGACGGACAGGUUUUAGAGCUUUUGUCAAUGAUUUCGAAGAACAUAGAAAACAAUAAAGGCAAAUGGUAUACCAAUAAAAUGUAUCUGGAGGCUGAAAGAAUUAUUAAGAAAAAAGAAGAUGAAGAAUUGAAAAAGGCAGCAGAGAAGCAAAAAAGGGAAUUUCAAGCUAUUGAAAAAAGAUUAGAUGAAAAGUACAAAGUAAGACUUGCAAAGCAGGAGGAAAUCCGUUGGAAUACUCAACAGCAGUAUGAUAGACUGUUUUGGAGUCAUAAACAGACUAAAGAUGAGACUUACUCACUGGAGAAGCAAGUAGAUAAUUUAAGAACCCAGAUUAAUCAGUCGAACGUGCGUACGGCACAAAAUUGGGAAUCUCAUCAAGCGAAAUUGGAGGAGGUCCGCCAAAUUAGAGAAAUGAACCAAAGGCUUGAGAGGGAAGCUCAAGUCCAAGCUGAAAGACUCAGAGAAAUGGAAGAGGAAAAGAAAAGGAGGGAAAGGGAAACCAGGGAAAAACUAAGGCGGAUUGAGGAAGAAAAGCGAGAGGCAGAAAGAUUAGCUCGUUUGAGAGUUGAAAGGGAAAGGGAGAGGAUUCGGGAUAGCAUCAGAGAAGAUGUCGAAAAGGAAAAGGGUUUUUUUGAAGAACUGUUUGAUAAUAUUUGUACUAUUCUUUAA